Parastagonospora nodorum SN15 is the source of this 375-nucleotide messenger RNA. RefSeq lists its product as hypothetical. Lineage: Eukaryota; Fungi; Ascomycota; Dothideomycetes; Pleosporales; Phaeosphaeriaceae. The coding region runs from base 1 to 375 and encodes 124 amino acids. The record is from RefSeq and is a predicted model, not a curated record. The transcript is spliced from 3 exons.
AUGGACCUUCCUCCCUUUGGUGGCUCUUUUCGUGACCUUCGUGACCUAUUCCGUGCUCCAUCCUUCCCAGUCCUAUUCAAUACCUGCAGCAUGAGGCGCCUGGUGAACAUCAAACCCGUACUCUCGCACUUCUUGUACUUGGACUUGGGAUUCUUCCAAGGCCAGAGCUCGGCUCGUGGAAGCUUGCUGGACAUGGACUGGCACAAGGGCAAGGAGAAUGAGGACGAGGACGAGGACAUGGAGCAUGUGGACAUGUGGAAUCGCAUGCCGUUCUCGCCUUUGUACACUGCACAUGUGAGCUCCAUAGCCGAGGAAGUUGUGCUUCCUUUUGAUAUCGAUCCACGCAAUCGAUCAACAGAUAUGGCGUUCAGCUGA